AUGCAGUGUGAGCUUGUCCAGGCCCUGCAAAGGGCUGAGGAGAACGCACACGCUUUUCUAGACAAGGAGCUGAAGAAGCUCUGGAGGGUUCUCUUACCAGAUUACCCACAAUGCUCAGAGAGUCCGAGGGAGGAGGAGGAUGUUAAGAAGGAGGAGCAGAAGAGGCGCGCCAUAGAGGGAGUGGUGGACAUCACAAAGCUCUGCCUGAUGGAGAUGAACCAGGAGGAACUGGCCGACACAUUGUGGGCCGGAUCUGCUGUUGUCGAGUGCCAAUGUAAAAUCAAGUCUCAUUUGAAGAAGAAGUUCAGACGUGUGUUUGAGGGAAUCCCUAAAGCAGGACAGCCAACAGGUCUGAAUGACUUCUACACAGAGCUCUUCAUCACAGAGAGAGGCAGUGGAGAGGUCAACAAGGAACAUGAGAUCAGACUGAUUGAAACAUCUUCCAGGAAACCAGCCAAGGAGGAAACACCAAUCAGAUGUGAAAACAUCUUUAAACCCUUACCUGGACAAAAUCAACCGAUAAGAACAAUAAUGACAACUGGAGUGGCCGGCAUUGGUAAAACCAUCUUGACGAACAAGUUCACUCUGGACUGGGCUGAAGGCAACGCCAACCAUGACAUACACUUCACAUUUCUCCUCACUUUCAGAGAGCUGAAUUUACUGAAAGAGAGAGAGUUUAGCUUGGUGGAACUGCUUCAUCACUUCUUCAUCGAGACCAAAGAAGCAGGAAUCUGCAGAUUCCACCGGUUCCAAGUUGUCUUUAUCUUGGAUGGUCUGGAUGAAUGUCGACUUCCUCUGAACUUUCAGAACAACCCGAUCUGGACUGAUGUCACAAAGUCCACCUCGGUGGACGUGCUGCUGACAAACCUCAUCAGGGGCGUUCUGCUUCCCUCUGCUCUCAUCUGGAUAACCACACGCCCUGCGGCAGCCAAUCAGAUCCCUGCUGAGUGUGUUGACAUGGUGACAGAGGUGAGAGGGUUCACCGACCCACAGAAGGAGGACUACUUCAGGAAAAGAUUUGAAGAGGAGACACUGGCCAACACAAUCAUCUCCCACCUUAAGAAAUCACGAAGCCUCCACAUCAUGUGUCACAUCCCAGUCUUCUGUUGGAUCACUGCUACAGUUCUGGAGGACUGCUUCAAAAAAUCCCAGAUGGGAGAAGAGAUGCCCAAGACCGUGACUCAGAUGUACAGCUACUUCUUGAGGGUUCAGUCCAUACAGGGGGACAGGAAGUACCAUGGGAGAGCUGAAACAGAUACAGACUGGAGUUCAGAGAGCAGGGAGAUGAUUGUUACUCUGGGAAAACUGGCUUUUAACCAGCUGGAGAACGGCAACCUGAUCUUCUACGAGGCAGACCUGGCAGAGUGUGGCAUCGAUAUUAGAGCAGCCUCAGUGCACUCAGGAGUGUUCACCCAGAUCUUUAAAGAGGAGUGUGGGCUGUACCAGGACAAGGUGUUCUGCUUUGUCCAUCUGAGCAUCCAGGAGUUUCUGGCUGCCCUUUAUUACAUUCUGUCUUUCCUUGACAUUGGUGUCAAGCUGCUCUCAGAAAAACAACAAACCUCCCGGGAACAGGAACUCCUCCUCCUCUACCAGAAAGUUGUGGACAAGGUUUUAAAGAGUGAGAACGGACACCUGGACUUGUUCCUCCGUUUCCUCCUGGGCCUCUCUCUGGAGACCAAUCAGAAUUAUUUACAAGGUCUGCUGGGAAAGACAGGGAGCGGCCCAGUGUUCCAACAGGGAAUAGUCUCAUACAUAAAGGAGAAGAUAAAUGAAGAUCUCUCUCCAGAGAGAAGCAUCAAUCUGUUCCAUUGUCUGAAUGAGCUGAACGACCGUUCUCUAGUGGAGGAGAUCCAACAGUCCCUGACAUCAGGAAGUCUCUCCGGAGAAGAUCUCUCCCCUGCUCAAUGGUCAGCUCUUGUCUUCAUCUUACUGACAUCAGAAGAGGAGCUGGAAAAGUUUGACCUGAAGAAAUACUCAGCUUCAGAGGAGGGUCUUCUGAGGCUGCUGCCGGUGGUCAAAGUCUCCAAAACAUCUCUGUUGAAUGGCUGUAAUCUGUCAGAGGAAUGCUGUGAAUCUCUGGCCUCAGUUCUCAGCUCCAACUCCUCUAGUCUGAGAGAGCUUGAUCUGAGUAACAAUUAUCUGAAGGAUUCAGGAGUGAAGCUGCUCUCUGCUGGACUGGGGAGUCCAUACUGUACACUGGAAAUUCUCAGGUCAGUUUUACUCAAGGUACAAUUACAAAUAAAUGCUGAAAAUCUAAAUUAUAUAACUCAGCUUAUAUCUCAGUACCUGUGAUGACCACAUUCAUGACUUUGGUAUCAUAUAAAGGCUACACUUUGUUGUUUAGGUGGAUAUUGUAAUACAUCCAUUUGCCUAGUUGGACGCCUAAGACCUCCUGAAAGCCUUAACAGCAAUUAUUUCCAAAAAAGAUUUGAAACCAGCAAUUGUCACACAAAAUGUAUUUUAAAAGCUUACUAUGUCCAGUAUUCGUUGUUCAAAUUAAAAAUAUAUAAACAGGAAUGUGAACAGGUUACAGAAAAAUAUUGUUACAUUGUGUAACCAGGGUGAAGAGACAACUCAUAAAAUCUUAUUGUGAAAUAAUAAAUAAGGAGAGCAAAUAAUUAAUAAUAG
Molecule: messenger RNA, 2628 nt
Organism: Gadus morhua (Atlantic cod)
Lineage: Eukaryota; Metazoa; Chordata; Actinopteri; Gadiformes; Gadidae
Product: NLR family CARD domain-containing protein 3-like
Exons: 4
Coding region: 1-2292 (763 amino acids)
Molecular function (GO): protein binding
Source: RefSeq, a predicted model, not a curated record